AUGCUGGAAUAUCUUGAGGCAUUCAGCACUUAUGAGUCAUCAAACAGCUCAAACUCACUCACACUUGGACAUUACUUCAAUGGCACUGCUGGUGGCAUGACCGUGGGAAGACAACUUGGGCUUCAAGUAUUCUCAGAACCAGACGACCAGCUCAGCUAUGAUAACAAGUCAAUCUCGCAUGAGAUCAUCACCAAGGUCUUUCUUGAUUUCAUGACUCACACCAGGCAGAAUGAGAGCAUGCUAUACUUAAAGUCACUAUCUGCAAUAUGCAGUUCUCUCGAUAACACCUUCAAGGCAGCAAACAAGGCAACACUGACAAACAAGGAUGGGCAAAAGGCAAGGGAGAUCAAGGGUGGGAUACUCACUGUGUUGAAUUGUCAUAUGCCAUUCUGGACUCUCAACUCUAAAUCCGCUUCUCCAGAUAUCCGGAUCUGA
Suillus subaureus is the source of this 435-nucleotide messenger RNA. RefSeq lists its product as uncharacterized. Bases 1 to 435 code for a protein of 144 amino acids. The record is from RefSeq and is a predicted model, not a curated record. NCBI's taxonomy places the organism in Eukaryota, Fungi, Basidiomycota, Agaricomycetes, Boletales, Suillaceae. The transcript has 2 exons.